This is a messenger RNA of Cucurbitaria berberidis CBS 394.84, 1509 nucleotides long. RefSeq lists its product as uncharacterized. The transcript is spliced from 3 exons. Lineage: Eukaryota; Fungi; Ascomycota; Dothideomycetes; Pleosporales; Cucurbitariaceae. The record is from RefSeq and is a predicted model, not a curated record. The coding region runs from base 1 to 1509 and encodes 502 amino acids.
AUGCCUCGUUUCCAUUCCGCGACUGAAGGGGAUGCUCUGAAAUGGAUUCGCGAGCAUCUCCGUCUUCCAACCGAUGAUGCACCUCGCUUCGAAGAGGGUCAAGUUCAUGCGGUGCUUAAUGUUAUAGAUGGAUAUCUUCCGCUCUUCAAAGGUACACGCAAUAGCAUAACGCCAGAUCCGCCGCUGUUCAUUCGACCUUCGCCACUGUCGUCUACGCCACCUGUUGUCCGGCCGUUGCCACAGCCUGAGUUCCGCAUCUCAUACUACGAACAAUAUGAGCAUCAGAAAGAGAUCCAGAAGCAGCGCCAGCUCGAGGAGUUGGUUGCGACAUCUAGCGUGCUUUCCCCAGGCGUAGCUCAAGAGCAGACGUGUAAUACACGUCCAAGCUCCGACUUCUCUUCAUCAACCAACACUUUGCGUGAGGGGUCUCCCAAAGCUUCCAGUGUUGUCACUCCAACCUUUCUUGGGGAUGGCGAUAUUGACAAGGAUGUAUCGAUGCCAUCGCCCAUCAACAAUGUCCAUAGCUCUGGCUUACACGAUCACAACUCCGAAGACGACGACUUUGAUGUCGACCCGGAUCUUGCUUUACGUUUGAUGCAUACCGAGUUCAGCAGGUGGUCACAUAACAAACGCGAGGGCGUCGACGCCGUGACCGGAGUUGUUAUGCGCGCCCCUACUGACACGCAUGUCGCUAUGUUAUAUAACGAUAGAGAGACAUGGUCGGAAUCCUCUAGAGUUUCGCGCCAGAAUAUCAAAGUCGAUGAGCACGAGCUUCAGGAUGCCGGUGAUCCCACGGGAGCGAUGUGCGCGCAAGAUUCAACGCAUGAAACUCUAUCAUUCGAUAGCCUUCACCGUAGCAGCAGCAGCCGUGUAUCUACAGACACGGUUGCACACCGCGACACCGCCUCAGUCAAGGACGAUAGUGCUGAUAAAGACGACAUGCCACAGGAGCAGUCCUAUCCGUCCUUGCGAGCCGCCAUCAUCGCGAAAGGCAAGGCGAAUAGCAAUAGCUCCAUCCUUACCGCGCAGCCCGGAAGCCAGAAGCGCUCCGCCCAUCUCAAGAAGAAGAAUCGCAAACCGACCAUGCCGCCACUGCCUGAGACGAGGCCAGAGACUGCACAGCAGUUGGAGCAGCAACAACAAGAGGCAGAGAGAAAGCCCAAGUUUCUCAUCUUUGAUAAUACUGACGCUGGACGUAGGAUUGCGAUCACCCAUGCUCUGAAGGCGGGUUUGAUCAAUCCCGACAACCCAAGCGACGUAGCAGGGUUGUUGAAGAAGAUGAAAGAGUUCAAACCCGCCAAACGGGCGAAGACAGAAGAUGACCAGGACGCCGAAGAGCCUGCGGAUAAGCUUGAUGCGGUGCUUACGGAUAUCAAGGAAGCUACUAUGCGCCAGGGUGCCGCGGAGACCGAAGCAGACGCCGAAAAGAUUGAGGGGGAGGAAGUGGUCAAGUCCCAACGGGCGAAGGGCAAAGCAAGGAAGAACGCGAAGAAGAACGCGACGACGUAG